Messenger RNA from Trichoderma reesei QM6a, 1800 nucleotides. RefSeq lists its product as uncharacterized. Gene Ontology annotation, biological process: regulation of DNA-templated transcription. Lineage: Eukaryota; Fungi; Ascomycota; Sordariomycetes; Hypocreales; Hypocreaceae. The annotation marks the transcript as partial. The record is from RefSeq and is a predicted model, not a curated record. Gene Ontology annotation, molecular function: zinc ion binding; DNA-binding transcription factor activity, RNA polymerase II-specific. The transcript has 6 exons.
UUCCACCUAUCAUAUAUCAUCGAGCUUGCACGCGGACCGCCGAAGAGGUGAAGACGAACGGCCUGCUAAGCGCUCUCAUAUCUACCUACCUCAGAGGGGAAGACUCCAUACUGGGAGGCUUGAUCCCGCAUUUUCAGAGCGCACUUCAUCUACUGUCUCCGGAGCAUCGAUCAGGAGGCUGCUGCUCACUUAGAUAUUCCAUCUGGAUCACCACCAGCAAAGCAACACCAUUACCUGCAACCCCUAGCUGCCGCGUACUCGAUCAGCAGGCAAUAGACGGGACCAAACAGACACAGCCUUACGGGCUUGGGACUUGGUUCCCACUCCAGGAUUUAACCAUCUUUACGACAGAUACCUAGUGGUCUCUUACAAGGGACCGGACAGUUACCCAAAAUGGUGGGAGUCCCUGGAAGAUCCAAGGGCUGCGUCACUUGUCGACGGCGAAAGAAGGGUUGCGAUAAAACCGAGCCGGCAUGCCAACAGUGCACACGGUCCGGCUUGAAGUGCGAGGGUUAUGGACGAGAACUCGUCUGGGUCAACAACACGCCAAACGGAGAAAAUGGCAAAGCCCACCACAGCAACGACACGAGAGUUGCCCUGCAUGACUCGCUCGCUCGAUCAGCCAGAGAAGAGCUCUUCUUCGGCUUGCUCAUCUCCAUGUCCCUUCCGUACGGGCAUUUGCUGUCGCCCAAGGCUUCGGCCAUCUCGACCAACGGGUGGGUGGCGGCCGUCGACGAAUACUACAACCGAGAGCCGGCGAUUCGAUAUGCGGCGCUGGCAAUGAGCGCAGGCUUCAUGAGCGUGGAGGACAAGAAGAAUCAGGUCGCCCAGCACAGCCAACUGACGCUGCAGGGCCUCCAGGCAUAUAACAGGGCGAUUCAUGAAAUGGUCAAAGGGCUUAAGGACGAAAGGAGGUCAAAGAAUGACGGCGUCCUCGUGGCGGCCAGGAUAUUGCAAUCCUACGAGCUGUUUUUCGGAAGGGCACCCGACUGGCGCGCUCACAUCGAAGGCCAGCUAGCUCUCUUCAUGGCCAGAGGGCCGGCGUCCUUUACGUCUGGACAAGCGCACCAGCUGUAUGUCGAUGGACGGGUUCUUGUGGUCAUGUUGUCGAUAGGUAGACGAACCAAAUCACCGCUCAACACGCCCGAGUGGCGCACUGUCCCAUGGCGCAUCGUGCCCAAGUCGAUCAAAGACAAGCUGAUGGAUGUCAUGGAGGACAUUCCCUACAUGCUGGUCAGCUACGACAACCUCUGCGCCUGCCAGGAUCCGGAUCGCAUGAGCGAGCUCUAUCAGAUCCUCAUGCUCAACUGCCAGCACAUCUCCAACAGUCUGGACGCCUGGGAAAGGGAGAUUGGCGCGGAUCUCGACCGCUUCGACUAUACCGUUGCCGGCACUCCCGUGCCUACCCCCCAGGACGACACGGAGAUCUCUCUCGUCUAUCUCUCCAGCGUGUACUGGGGUGCUCGACUGAUGCUGUACAGCACGCUGGGCAUGGCCAUGAAAUAUGCGGCCGAAGCCAUGAGCCCCGGCAGCGACAGCGUCCCCGAGGUUCCUCAGAUCAGAAUGCUCAACCCGGGCAUCUUUGCGCGCAAAAUCGCCCAUGCGGUGCCUCUCCUGUACGGGCCUGCCGCCGGCGCCAUGCAGGGCGCCUCGGGCCUGUUCCCGAUGGCGCUCGCGCUGCGGUACUUUGCGACGACGGAGCCGCCGGGGCAGAGGAGCGUGGAGUCGCAGAUGGUGUACGACCUGUAUGCGAAGCCGUUUGUGGGCAGCUUUGUCGGGCGCUUCCUCAACGACUUGCAG